AUGAGGUUGUUCAAUUGGGCCCUCGUCGCCCUCACCUCCCUUGCCUCUGCCGACUCGAACCUUACGCACGAAUCGCGCAACAUCCUCCCAUCCACCUUCAAGCCAGCGCAGCACUUCCGCAAUGUCAAUCUCGUGCGGAAUAUCAACCUGGAGAAGAGCUUCCCGCGAGAGACGAUCAAUGUGGUGAUCGAGAACAUCGACAAUGCACCGCAACAAGAGUACUUCCUGCCAUUCGAGCAGGGCAGUAUUGGCCGUGUGGGAGGACUGGAGGUGAAGGACAAGAAAGAGCCGGAGCGAACAGGCUUCGUGGUUGAUGUGGUUGAGGUCGACCCGUACAGCACGACCGAGUACUACAAGAUCACUCUCCCUACACCUCUCCCAUCGAAGCAGCAAUUGACGCUAUCCAUCACUUACUACGCCCUCUCCGCCCUCACACCACUACCCGCCCAGAUCGGCCAGACCGACAAACAAUAUGUCCUGCACACCUUCUCCGCCUAUGCACCCAGCGCCUACACCACAUCCAAGCAGAAGACGAAGCUUAAGCUCCCGACCGUCGAUGUACCCGAUGCCACCACCCUACCCCCAGAGCUGAAUGCGGAAGGCAAGGAGGAUCCGCAAAAACAAGGCACCUCCUUCACCUACGGACCAUACAAUGAGCUUCCGGCUGGUGCCGUGCAAGAAGUCAGCGUCCGCUAUGACUUUACCAAGCCGCUCGUGCAUGGCAAGCUGCUCGAACGUGAUGUCGAGGUGUCGCACUGGGGCAAUAACGUGGCUUUCGAGGAGAGACACUGGCUGACCAACCGCGCGGCAACGCUCAAGAACCACUUCAGCCGGGUCACCUAUGCUCAGUCAGCAUACUACAACCCACCCAGUUCGGCGCUCAAGGAGCUGCGCUUCCCACUCGCGGUCGGCAGUGCGGAUCCAUACUUCGUGGACGACAUCGGUAAUGUCUCGACCUCGCGCUUCAGGUCGAACAUGCGUGAGGCGAACUUGGAGCUGAAGCCGAGGUACCCAAUAUUCGGUGGUUGGAACUACAGCUUCAAGGUGGGCUGGAACAGCGAUCUGAAGGAAUUUUUGAGACGAGUCAAGGGCGCCAGCAAUACGUAUGUGCUCAAGGUGCCUUUCUUCGAGGGCCCCAAGCAAGCCGAGGGAGUCGAGUAUGAACGUGUCGUCACCAGGAUCAUCUUACCAGAGGGUGCCAAAAACAUCAAGUUCUCCACAACCAUCACCUUAACAUCAAACACCACCUCCCUCCACCGCACCUUCAUGGACACCAUGGGCCGCACCUCUCUCGAACUCACUGCGCUGAAUGUCGUCGACGAAUUCCGGGAACGCGAUCUGGUGGUGACUUACGAGUACCCUUUCUCCGCACGCUUCAGGAAGCCCUUGGUCAUCUUCGGCGGACUCAUGGCAGUCUUCGCCGUCAGCUGGGUGUUGGGCAAUCUGGAUGUAAGCAUAGGGCGAAAGCAGAAGAGUGUUUAG
This is a messenger RNA of Recurvomyces mirabilis, 1482 nucleotides long. RefSeq names its product dolichyl-diphosphooligosaccharide--protein glycosyltransferase subunit 1 (gene OST1). The coding region runs from base 1 to 1482 and encodes 493 amino acids. The transcript is spliced from 2 exons. Lineage: Eukaryota; Fungi; Ascomycota; Dothideomycetes; Mycosphaerellales; Teratosphaeriaceae. Gene Ontology annotation, cellular component: oligosaccharyltransferase complex; membrane. The record is from RefSeq and is a predicted model, not a curated record.